Messenger RNA from Leishmania mexicana MHOM/GT/2001/U1103, 6915 nucleotides. Its product is annotated as DNA polymerase epsilon catalytic subunit,putative. Gene Ontology annotation, molecular function: DNA binding; DNA-directed DNA polymerase activity; nucleotide binding. The record is from RefSeq and is a predicted model, not a curated record. Gene Ontology annotation, cellular component: epsilon DNA polymerase complex; nucleus. NCBI's taxonomy places the organism in Eukaryota, Euglenozoa, Kinetoplastea, Trypanosomatida, Trypanosomatidae. Bases 1 to 6915 code for a protein of 2304 amino acids. The transcript has a single exon. Gene Ontology annotation, biological process: leading strand elongation; mitotic cell cycle; DNA replication proofreading.
AUGUCGACGCGGCUGGAGAGCGGGACCAAGGUGGGGUGGCUGUUUAACUACCACCCCACCACCGAGGUGCUGCAGGAGGAGGAGGACGCUGUCGCCGGCGAGGGGGCACAGCGAGCGGCGCUCGUACUGCUCUUCCAGGACCUCGCCGGUGACACCUUCUACGUGCACCUCCACUACGACCCGUACAUCCUCGUGCAGGCCGUCGAGGGUCACGAACGCGAGGUGGAGCUCGGCCUCAUGUCCACCUUUGGCCCGCAGAUCAUCAGCGAAAUUAUCGCCGUGGAGAAGGAAGAUCUUGAUCUCGUCAACCACCUGAGUGGUAAGAAGCGCGUCUACCUCAAGGUGGUCUUCCGCAAUGUGCAGGACCUCACGACGGUGCGCGGGCGUCUGGAAAAGACUGUCAAGCUCAACGCCUCCCUCGGUUCCGAGAACCCGCUGCGGAGCCAGUUCAGCGGCUCGCUCGGUGACGCCAUGGCGAAAACGUUCGCCGAGGAUCCCCUUUACAGCGCAGCCGGUAGCAGUCGGUGGAUGGAUUGGGUGCAGGACAUACGCGAGUACGAUGUGAAGUACUACAUGCGCGUCGCCAUCGACAUGAAGGUGUACUGCGGCCUCUGGUACGACGUGACGGUCACGGAAAGAGGCGCGCGUGUGCAGCGGUGCGACGACAGCCGCUACGCGCCGGCCAUGCCACGUGUCAUCGCCUUCGACAUUGAAACGACAAAGGCUCCUCUGCGCUUUCCGCAGCCGGAGGUGGAUGAGGUGUACAUGAUAUCGUACAUGCUGGACGGUCGCGGCUACCUGAUCAUCAACCGCGAGAUCGUGACGGAGGACAUCGCGCCGUUCGAGUACACCCCAAAGCCCGAGUACGAGGGCUUUUUCGACACCUUCAACGAGGAGAACGAGGCAGCGACGCUGCGACGCUUCUUCGAUGAGAUGCGCAAGUACAAGCCGAAUGUGUAUGUUACAUACAACGGCGACUACUUCGACUUCCCCUUCAUCCACGCCCGUGCCCUGUACCACGGAAUGAAUAUGCGCAAUGAGAUCGGCUUCACGCAGACGGCCGAUGGCGCCUUCCUGAACAAGCAGAUUCCUCACCUCGACUGCUUCUACUGGGUGAAGCGGGACUCGUACUUGCCGCAGGGCAGUCAAGGCUUGAAGGCGGUCACCAAGUACAAGCUCGGCUACGAGCCUAUCGAGGUGGACCCUGAAGACAUGCUCCCUCUCGCGCAGUCGCAGCCGCAGCGCAUGGCCUCGUACUCGGUGUCGGACGCUGUUUCGACGUGGUACCUCUAUCAGAAGUACGUGCACCCCUUCAUCUUUUCCCUCGCCACGAUUAUUCCGAUGCCACCAGACGACGUGCUGCGCAAGGGCUCAGGUGGCCUGUGCGAGUCGCUGCUGAUGGUGCAGGCGGAGGCGAACAACGUGGUAUUUCCAAACAAGAAGGAAGCCGAGCGGGAGCGUUUCUACGAGGGCCAUCUAAUUGACACAGAAACGUACAUCGGCGGCCGCGUCGAAGCGCUGCGCAGCGGCGUGUACCGCUCCGAUAUCCCAAUGACCUUUGACAUGAAUCCUGAUACCUACCAGAGUCUCAUGGACGACGUCGACGAAGCGCUCCGCUUCACCCUCGAGGUGGAGAACGGUGUGAAGGUAGAGGAGGUGACGAAUCUGAAAGAGGUGAGGGCGGCCGUCCUCGCCAAGCUAACGAACCUGCGCGACCGGCCGCACCAGCAAGAGAAGCCGUUCAUCUACCAUCUCGACGUCGGCGCCAUGUAUCCGAACAUCAUUCUUACAAACCGCCUGCAGCCGUACGCCAUUGCGCGACCAGACGUGUGCGCUGGGUGCUGCUUCAACUCCCCGAACAACGAGGCGCAGUGCAAGCGCGUCAUGUCAUGGAAGUGGAGGGCCGAGCUCUUCACCGCCGGUCGCUACGAGUUUCAGCGGGUCAAGGCCCAGCUCGAGAACGAGUCCUUCGCUGCCGGCGUGAUUGACCAGGCGAACCUCGCGGCCGUGCAGAAAAAGGCGUACGGCAACCGCAAGGGCAAUGUGCUGGAAGGCACCGCUUACGAGCGGAAAGACGACUGGAAAAAGAACCAGAGCAGUAACAGGGGCGGCAGCGGUGCCGGGUACCGACAGGAGUCGCGGCAGCAGCAGCGCGAGGCUGCCGACGCGCUUCUCCAGCGCGAGUUUGGUGCCGAUCGCAACGGUGAUGGCGGCACCUCCGACUCGGACGACGACGCCGACGGCCCAAAGGCGUACCACAAGCUCAACGAGAACACGCAGUUCAACAUGCUGAAGCGGCGGCUCAGCGAAUAUAGUCGAAAGGCCUACGGCAAGAUUCACGAGACGCGCGAAGUGAUGCGGUCAAAUGUGGUGUGCCAGCGCGAGAACUCCUUCUACGUCGACACGGUCCGCCUCUUUCGCGACCGCCGCUACGAAUACAAGGCAGCACUGAAGACAUGGAAGAAGAGGCUGGACGCUGCGAAGGACUCGGACGAGCGCAAGGUGUGCCAGAGUCGCUGCGUGCAGAUGGAAUCGCUGCAGCUGGCGCACAAGUGCAUCCUCAACUCGUUUUACGGCUAUGUGAUGCGGAAAGGCUCGCGGUGGUCGAGUAUGGAAAUGGCAGGCAUCGUCACCUAUCUCGGCGCGACGCUGAUUCAGAUGGCCCGCUCGCUUGUCCAGCAGAUCGGUGUGACACUCGAGCUUGACACGGAUGGCAUCUGGUGCUGUCUUCCUAACACGUUUCCCGAGAACUUCACGUUUACCACGACAAACCCGUCCAAGCCGAAGAUAUCCAUAUCGUACCCGUGCGUCGUGCUGAACAAAAUGGUGCAUGAUCGGUACUCAAAUCACCAGUACCAGGACCUUGUCAGCACGGGCGUGUACAAGACUCACAACGAGUGCUCGAUUUACUUUGAAGUGGACGGCCCGUACCUCGCCAUGUUGCUCCCUGCUAGUCGCGAGGAGGGCAAAAGCAUCAAGAAGCGCUACGCCGUCUUCAACCCGGACGGCAGCUUGGCCGAGCUCAAGGGGUUUGAGCUGAAGCGUCGCGGCGAGCUGAUGCUUGUCAAGGACUUCCAGUCACAGGUAUUCCGCCGCUUCCUCGACGGCAGCACGCUCGCUGACGCGUAUGCCUCGGCGGCUGUCGUGGCGGAUGCCGCGCUUGACAUGCUCGAGUCCAAAGGCGAAGGCUACGAUACAGAGGAGAUCCUGGAAAAGAUUGCGGAGAGCAGCAACAUGACUCGGCGCCUCUCCGAGUACCCCGAAUCGCAGAAGUCGCUGGCCAUCACGACAGCACGGCGCAUUGCCGAGUUCCUGGGACCGCAAAUGGUGAAAGAUAAGGGCCUGGCGUGCCACUUCAUCAUCUCACGCAUGCCGGCGGGCCGCCCCGUCACGGAGCGGGCGAUUCCCGUCACAAUCUUCCGCGCGGACCCGGCAGUUCGCACGCAUUUUCUGCGCAAGUGGACCGCCGACACGUCGGUUCCGUCCGAGCUGAAUUUGAAGACGCUGCUGGACUGGGAUUACUACACCGCACGCUUCAGCGCCUGUGUGCAGAAAAUCGUGUCUAUCCCAGCUGCACUGCAGUCGCUGCCGAACCCGGUGCCGCGCGUGGUGCACCCAGAGUGGCUGGAGAAGCGCAUUCGUCACCGCAACUCUCGCUACCGCCAAGUCUCACUUCUCGGCAUGCUAUCCAAGGUGCAGGGCAAAAACGAGGAGCUCGUUGGCGUGUCGUCAUCGGCGGCCGCCGCUGCUGCAGUCAGAGUGGACGAGAACCAGGGCGAGGACGUGGUUAUGCGGAAGCCGGGGGGUAGUGCGGGCGCUGUAGAGGGAGAGCUCCAGGACUUGGAAGACAUCGUGGGCGGUGCAGGCAGCGGCACCGUACGCCACGCACGGAAGACGAAGAAGGCCGGUGCGGCCCGUGCUGGUGAACGGCGAGGUACCGCGGGGGAGGACGCUGAAGCGAAAUCGGACGAAGACGACGUGGAGUGUGAGGAGUCGGAGGAUGACAUGGAGCGGCUGCAGCGCGAGGCGGAUGCCGAGCUGGAUACGCUGGCGCAUGAUGUGAAGCAGCGCUACUUUGCGCCGAAGAGCACGAACGCGCUCGACGCAGAAUUUUUUGCCGACCGUGGUACAAAGCGGUGGCUGGCGCAGCGCAAGGACGCGUGGCUACAACGAGCUCGUCUGCGCAGGGAGCUGGCGCUCGAGAACGGCCUGAGCGAGGUCGCUCUCGGUGGGGAGAACAGUGGCGCAGCGGCUUUCGGGCUAGCGACGACGCCCGAUGUCGCUGGCAUGAACAGCCACUUCAUCGAUCUAAAGUCACGCGCGCUGGCGACCGUUUGGAACGUGCUCGAGGUGCGCGAGAAUGAGGAAAGCCCCGGAACUGUGCAGGUGCUUGCGGCGCUAGAGCACAGCCUCUACUCCUUCCGUGUUCAGGUGCGUCGCACCGUCCUUGUCGACGCGGACCCCGCACUGGGCCUGCAGGCGUUCGACGCUACUGAGGUCAGCGGGCGGGUGCUGCCGCGCCGCGCAGCAGCAGGUCGCCUCUACCAGAUCGAUGUUCCGCCUGGCGAGGAGGGGGAGCGGUGCCUCAAUGAGCUGCAAGUGAUGGAGGGCGUUCGCCAGAUCUACGAGAAGCAUCGCACGCGCGUGGACACGUUUGUCGAGCAACUCGGUUGCUGCGUCUCCGUCGACUCGGCGCGACACCUGCGCAACGCGCGUCGUCGCCCACCGUCGCAGCGUGAGCUCUUUGGCAUAGAUGAGAUGAACAUGCACACGUACACGAAUUAUCUCAGCCGUGGCGCCGGGGACCGUGCCGUGUUCGUCUUCCACGCGGUGACGGAGCAGCGCGGUUUGAUUGCUGCCGUUUACCCGCAGACAAGCACUGCCUUCGUUGUCUUCAUUCAACCAGCUGAGGCGGCGAAGCCCGUGAUCAACUGGGGCGGCAUUUGCGCGGAGAGCGCGAAGCGGCUGCACACGAGCACGACGGAGCCGAUUCAGGUCACAUCCGCCGUGGCGGUGGAUCAGCGGGCGGCGUGGCGACAGGUCCAUCAGCACCUGAGCGCCGCUUUGGAAAGCACCAAGGCGCCUCUCCUGGCUGUGCUGCAGAGUUGCCAGCCCACGUCGGCACUCCUGCAGCAGCGCGCGUUGCCUGUGGGACUGCCGUACCUACGUAUCCUCGGCGCUGCGGAGGAUGAGCGGCUGCUGAGCGACCCGUUCCGCUGGACGCGUCUGCUGGCGCGGCGGCUGUUUGAGCGCUUCUUUGCGUCGCUGUUGUGGGUAGAGGAGCGUCUGGCGCUGAGCCGUGUCUCCGGCAUCCCGCUUUGCAACAUUGCCCAGGACAGCUGCGUGCAUGUGCUGGAUGUGCUGUACAGUCGUGCCCUGCACCGGCACAACCACGUGCUGUGGUGCAGCAGCGAUCCUCUCAUUACUUUUGACACCGUGGAGGAGCGUCCACGCGAGGUGUGCAUGGCCGGCGGCUACACUUCGUGGUGCGUCGAAUUCGGCCUUUCGCGUCUGGACGUCGUCGCGCUGCUCUUCUCACAGGCGAUUGAGGAGGGUGAUGACCCGAACGCACGGGUGCUGUCUGACCGUGGCGUAUCCACGCACUUCAACAUCUUGCGUGAUCUGGUGGCCGACUUGCUGGGCCAGGCCAUGGAGAACAUCCUCGUCGACACACUCCUCAACAACGUGGCGCGGUGGCUGCGCGACCCAGCGUCCUCCUGCUACGAGCCGCGCUUGGUGGAGCUGCUCAGCAGCCUCGCACACCGUGCGCUCACAGGCAUCCUGCUCCGCCUCGCCAAGCUCGGCGGCCGCGCCGUAAAGGUGGACGGCAGUUCCGUCACCGUUCUCACCUCCAAGUACUCGCUGCAGGAGGCGGUGAGCUUCGCCCGCUUUAUGACAGCAUCGCUUCAGGACCAGCCAAUGCUAGUGCUGCUCUCGCUGCAUCCGCUGCGCUACUGGUGUCCAUACGUUGUGCUUGACCCUUGCGACUACGCUGGCCUGUUCAUCACCGAGGACGCCAUCAAGUUCAAGGAGGCCGAGGGGCCGACACGAUCGGAUCUGCACGUAGCGCAUCAGCUCACGAUGGCUAGCCGACUGCCCAGCCGUGUCCGCAAUACGUUUCUGGAGCGCGUUGUCGAGACUCUCUACCGGCUGAACGCGUCAGCACACCGCGUGUACUGCGACACAGUGGUCGAUCACACGGUCACGCUCGCCACGCGACACGACCACCUGACACGGCGCUUGCUGCAGGACUCGCAGAAGUUCUUUGAGGGUGUCCUGCAGACAGACAUCAUGGACGAGGUGCAGCGCGUGACGGACACGCGCGACCUGUACACCGAGGAGGAGCACGCGGCACAUGAGCGUGGCGAGCUGACGCUGUGGUCCAGCGGCGCCGUGGCACUCGAGUACGCGAAGUGUGUGUGUCGCGUUCUGGAGCUGAUCCCGUGCAACGGCGCGGUCGGAAAAGUGCGCAACAACUGCAUGCGUCUCUGCGGCAUCAGCCCCUUCUCCGCCCAGUCGCAGUUUCAGGCCGAUCCGUUUCUGGCGCACCGCCUUCAGUCUGUCACAUGCAGUUUCUGCAACUCAAACAUCUCGAUCGACUUGCUUGUGAGGCGGAAGUCGGUGACGUCGCCAUUUACGUGCACGGCAUGUGCGGCGCCCAUUGCAGCAGCUUCCAUGGAAGGAACGCUGGUCCGUCAUGUGAGCCAGCUGCUGCGAGUUUACAACCAGCAGGACUUUGUGUGCACAAAGUGUCGUGAGAUGGCAACAACCUACGUGGCCGAAAGGUGCUGUGGCGCCCUCGUCAGCAAGGCAGCGCCGGUAGAAGGCGAGCUUCGGGCACUUCAUCACCUUGCGAAGAUACAAGGCUUUGCGUGGCUUGCCGAGAGCGUGGAGGCGGCGCUCCUCUGCACGUGA